Molecule: messenger RNA, 726 nt
Organism: Cyphomyrmex costatus
Lineage: Eukaryota; Metazoa; Arthropoda; Insecta; Hymenoptera; Formicidae
Exons: 2
Coding region: 1-726 (241 amino acids)
Biological process (GO): DNA integration
Molecular function (GO): nucleic acid binding
Source: RefSeq, a predicted model, not a curated record
AUGACAUCUGUCAAGACCAUCGAAAUGCUCAGAGAGACAUUCGCUCGGCACGGUCUCUGCGACACGCUCGUCACAGACAACGGACCUCAGUUCACCGCACAGGAAUUCAAAACCUUCUGUGAACAAUCAGGCGUUGAACAUAUUCUAACAGCGCCCUACCACCCUCAGUCGAAUGGCAGAGCUGAGCGCUUCGUCGACAUCCUCAAGACCGGACUGGAAAAGGCAACUGGAAACGCCGACCAGAAGCUUCGAGAGUUUCUCACCACCUACCGCUUCACACCGUCUUACAAGCUCGGCAAUAAGUCUCCGUCCGAGUUAUUGAAUGGCCGCACCAUGAAAACUCGCCUCGACUUGCUCCACCCUCAAGAGCAACUGUCCUCCCAGCGUGACACAAUGCUGGCCCGUCAAUUCGACCGAGCUCACGGAGCGCGCUGGAAGGAAUUCGUAAUCGGUGAAAGUGUCUACUACCAGCUACACAAAACCAACACAGAUUGGCAAUGGACGCCAGCGAUAAUCAUCAACCGUCUAGACACCGUCAACUACACGAUCAAACUUGGAGACGGACGAGUCAUCAAGAAAACACCGACAUCGAGCCACUUAUCAUCCCUCGGCCUAAGCGCGAACAUCCACAGGCAGCAGCUCAUGUGGACUCCGAUGAUGCCGACACCUCGUACGAAAGUGCCCAAGAUGAAAGCAGGGAAAACAUUGUCCAGCCAGCUGAACUAG